Penicilliopsis zonata CBS 506.65 is the source of this 1176-nucleotide messenger RNA. RefSeq lists its product as hypothetical. The coding region runs from base 108 to 962 and encodes 284 amino acids. Lineage: Eukaryota; Fungi; Ascomycota; Eurotiomycetes; Eurotiales; Aspergillaceae. The transcript is spliced from 4 exons. The record is from RefSeq and is a predicted model, not a curated record. Gene Ontology annotation, cellular component: nucleus. Gene Ontology annotation, biological process: nucleosome disassembly; nucleosome assembly; DNA replication-dependent chromatin assembly. Gene Ontology annotation, molecular function: histone binding.
CCACAACAACCCUUCUCCCUGUGAUUUGUAUCUCUGGCUGCAGUUUACCCUCUCUGUAUCCAUCUAAAAAAUCUGCUUUCUUUUACCCUUACAAUACUUUCUUCACCAUGUCUGUCGUUUCGCUUCUUGGGGUCAAGGUUCUAAAUAACCCCGCCAGUUUUACCGACUCUUACGAGUUCGAGAUCACCUUCGAGUGCCUUGAGCAGCUCCAAAAAGAUCUGGAAUGGAAAUUGACUUAUGUCGGCUCGGCUACGUCAUCCGAGUAUGACCAGGAGCUUGACUCGCUUCUCGUGGGCCCGAUCCCCGUAGGAGUCAACAAAUUCAUUUUCGAGGCCGACGCUCCAGACCUUAAACGGAUUCCGACUUCGGAGAUUCUUGGCGUAACCGUGAUCCUCCUCACCUGCAGUUACGACGGCAGAGAGUUUGUUCGUGUGGGAUACUACGUGAACAACGAGUACGACUCGGAAGAGCUUGCCGCAGACCCUCCUGCCAAGCCUAUCAUAGAGCGUAUCCGCCGUAAUGUUCUGGCGGAAAAGCCUCGAGUGACCCGAUUUGCCAUCAAAUGGGACUCGGAAGAAUCCGCCCCUGCCGAAUAUCCCCCCGAACAACCCGAGGCCGACAAUCUCGAAGACGACAGCAAUGCCUACGGUGCUGAGGAGCGCGAACUUGAGGCCGCUUUGAUCAAAGAACUCCAGGAGAGCGAGAAGGAUGCAGGUGGAGACCACGAGAUGGAAGGCGCUGAAGAAACCGCCGGCAAAGAUGACGAGGAGGAAGAUAUCUCCGACGCGGAAAGUGAAGACCUUGAAGCUGAAAGUGAUGAUGACGAGGAGGACCUUGACGAAGACGAGGCUGGUGACGGUGACGACGAUGUGGAAAUGGGCGACGACUCGGAACAAAAAGACGAGGCGAACAAACCGGAUCACAUCGCACAACACCCAAUGGCCGAAACUAUGGUCCACUAAAUGUGUCUUUGAUCUUUGAUGGUUUACGAAUCACUCUAUUUCAUGACUUUUGAGAUUAGUUCCAAAUAUUCCUGCAGUUCAUGUUUAUCCCCCAUCAAGUAUUUUUAAAACUAAGAAAUAAGACAUCUUGUUGCCACAAUUCAGCAAUAGAGAUGAAAGUCACCAUGACAACUGCUGUUACAUUUAUGAGGCUAUGGAAGGCAGAUGUAAGGGG